Messenger RNA from Scutellospora calospora, 1755 nucleotides. NCBI's taxonomy places the organism in Eukaryota, Fungi, Glomeromycota, Glomeromycetes, Diversisporales, Gigasporaceae. The record is from the annotation of a GenBank genome assembly.
AUGAAAGAAUGGGCUAACUUUUAUCGAUUACUAAAUAAUACUAUUGAAACAGAUGUUGAAUCGGAUGAUGGAUCCGAUACAGAAGAACAAGUUGACCACAACUUAACACGUGAAUUCUUUAUAUUAUUUUCUUAUAAUAGCAAAUUAACUGCUAUAAACCUCCAUAUUGAUUAUCAGUUUCAGGGUAAAUCUUUAGUAAUAUUUGCCUCUAUGACUAUGUAUCAUUGUGUCCCUGGAUAUGAUGCUAUUGAUGAACUAGAUUUUUCUAAUGAUGAUGAUAAUUUAGCUAUGAAUAAUGCACCUGAUAACACUAUCCAUCGACUUGACCCUGAAGUAGUUAUCAGAUCUGGCUUAAAAAAUGAUAAAACUAUUGACUUUGCUAUAAACUUUUUACGAAUUCGAGGUAGAUUUUCUAUAAAAAAAUUUUCUUUAUUAGAUAAUGAUAAUAUAAACUUUACUAAAAACUUUGAAUCAGAAGCUAUGUGUUCAAGCAAUGAUAUUAACCCUAUUCUUAAAAAAGAUAUUAACCUAAUGCAUUCUCCUAUAAAUCUUUGCUAUAAUAAUCAUGAAAAUGCUUACUUAAAUAUUACUAUUAUAGAAAAUUCAGACCCCUUAGAAAUUAGAACUGGUAAAUUCAGAGUUAUUCAUGCAAUAUGUUCAUAUUUUGAACAUACUUUACAAAGUAACACUCUGAUAGUUUUAGCGCCUACUGGUAUUGUAGCAGUAAAUAUAUGCAGAAGUACUAUUCACUCUGCAUGCAAGUUCAGUUUUGAUGAAAGUCUUAAUACUCAUUCUAAUUUAUCAGAAGAAAGUCUGUACCAGCUCCAAGAAUACUGGUCUACUAUAGAGUAUGCUAUGAUAGAUGAAACUUCUAUGAUUGAACAAAAUCUUCUUUUACAAUUUCAUACUUUUACAAAAAAAAUAAAAGCAAGUGAUAAUUCUACUCUAUUUGCUGGAAUUAACAUCUUAUUUGCUAGUGAUUUCAUGCAAUUACUACUAGUUUUAGACAAGGCAUUAUAUAUGCCUGAAAAAAUUAUAUAUUUUUCACCUCCAGUUGAGAAUGAAACUUCGAAAAGCGCGAACAUACUCGAAAAUAUGCAUCAUAGUAAUAUUACAGAAAUUCAACUAGAGGCCUUACGAUCAAGAAUUCUUAGUGAUAACUUAAUUGACUCUGAAGAAUGGAGAGAUGUCACUUUUCUGGUAACAAAAAAUAAUCUUCGCGUUCAGCUCAAUCUUGAAGCUGUUAAAGAAUAUGCCUAUGAUAAUAAUCAGUUUAUUAUUUACUCAUAUGCAAUAGACUCUUAUAAUCGAAAAAUUCUUACUGGGAAUAAUCUUCUAAAGUUUUUAUCGGUGUCUGAUAUUAAAAAAAAUACACUAUGUGGAAUCUUACCUUUAUCGAUAAAUAUGAAAGUUGUUUUAACAGUUAAUAUCUGUACUAAUGAUAUUAUGGCUAAUGGCUCAUUAGGAAUUCUUCAACAGAUCAUAUAUGACCAAAAUUCAAUUGACUAUUCAUCUUCAUGUAAAAACAAUAUAGUGUUAAAAGGUCCUCCUAAAUAUGUUAUUAUUGAAUUAACUAGAAGACAUGCAAAUAAUAGCAUAUAUGUAAUGCUUUCUAGAAUACAAAAGUUAAACGAUUUGCUAAUUUUACAACUAUUCAAUGAAACAAUUUUAAAUAUACGACAAUCUUCUGCACUCAGUGCAGAAUUCAUACAUAUCAAAGAAUAUGCACAAAGAACAGCUCUGCUAAAAACUUAA